Molecule: messenger RNA, 1453 nt
Organism: Nematolebias whitei (Rio pearlfish)
Lineage: Eukaryota; Metazoa; Chordata; Actinopteri; Cyprinodontiformes; Rivulidae
Gene: metap1d
Product: methionyl aminopeptidase type 1D (mitochondrial)
Exons: 10
Coding region: 25-1020 (331 amino acids)
Biological process (GO): proteolysis
Molecular function (GO): metalloaminopeptidase activity
Source: RefSeq, a predicted model, not a curated record
ACGUGACCAAAACAAAAAUCAUGAAUGGCGGCUGUUCGGUGCAGUCGAGGGUUUGUAGCCAGAACAGGACUUGGCAGUUUCCAGGAGAAAGUUUAUUUUCUAACAAGCUGUGGCCAUUACCCGACUCUUUUAUGUGAACAACAUCGUUCCUUCCUCUGGAGAAAGUGGCAAAAUUCUCACAAUGUUGUUCGUCCAGCCACUGUUCGACCUGCCUACGCAGUACCCAAGCACAUUGUGCAGCCGGACUAUGUCGAUUCUGGACUGGUCCCAGAAUGGCCGGACUACAUAGAGAUCAAAAACCACGAGCAGAUUAAAGGCCUUGCCAGUGCGUGUCAGUUAGCCAGACAUGUACUGCAGUUAGCCGGACGCAGUCUGAAAGUCGGUGUAACAACAGAUGAAAUCGAUUUCAUUGUGCAUCAGGAGAUAAUCAAACACAAUGCCUACCCCUCCCCUCUCCGAUACGGGGGCUUCCCCAAGUCAGUCUGUACAUCUGUAAAUAAUGUGGUGUGUCAUGGCAUACCUGACAGUCGGAAACUUGAAGAUGGUGACAUCAUCAACGUUGAUGUCACUGUGUAUCUGGACGGUUACCACGGUGACACUUCAGAAACCUUCUUGAUUGGGCAGGUGGAUGAAGUCGGGCAGCGUUUGGUGGAGACGGCGAGGCGUUGCAGAGAUGAGGCCGUCGCCGCGUGCAGACCAGGUGCACAGCUCUGCAUUAUUGGAAAUACCAUCAGUGAAAUAGCUCAAGCCGAUGGGUUUCAAGUUUGUCCCUAUUUCAUCGGACAUGGAAUAGGCUCCUACUUUCACUGUCACCCUGAGAUUUGGCACCACGCAAACGACAAUGACGUCACCAUGGAUGAAGGGAUGGCUUUCACAAUAGAGCCCAUAGUGAUGGAGGGGUCUACAGAGUUUAAAAUCUUAAAAGACAAAUGGACCGCAGUGUCAGUCGACGAUAAAAGGUCUGCUCAGUUUGAACACACGGUGGUGAUAACGUCAGAUGGCGUGAAGAUUCUCACCUAACUACCAGAAGAGGACGGUUUGUGACAGAAACCACCGGCGGACUAAUUAAGGAUCUUAAAGCUAUUAUUUGUGAUAAUAAACACUGUUAUAGUAGAAACUGGACUGCAUGUUCGACACAAAGACCUUAGCUUUUUUUUUUUUUUUUUCUGCUUUUAUGGAACAAACAUCUGUGUUCAUUGUAAGUUUGUAAUAAGUUUUAAAUUGUAUUAAUUUUCAUCAUGAGGACUUGUAAACCUCUUAACAGAAGUUGAACUCAAUGUGUGACCGGGCGAUCGACACAAACCAAACAUUUAAGUGGAAAUUAUUUAAAGCAGAGGAAAAAACUAAAGCCUUCUGUUUUUUUUUACACAUAAACUACAUCUAUCAAAAAGAAAAAAAAAACUAGAUUUGGCACCAGGCAAAGUUGAAUAUUGUAAUAAAAUCACAAAACUGA